CAUACUGGAUGUUUAACAUAUUUGUAAGACGGAUCAAGGUAGCCGUAGGAACACGACAGGUGAUGGUGAGACGCGUGAAAACAGUAUCACUCUGGUUCGGGGCAGCUCUUGGUUUCACGUACGUUAUCAGUAACAUACGUGUGUUUCCGGAACAGGACUUCUUCAAGCCAUAUGAUCACAAAAUAACGCCAAUUGACUUUAACUUCCGGAUACUACCGCAAUAUCACUGUCAUGGAUGGGAAGACGUUGAUCUCGUUGUCAUGAUAUUCUCAGUAGUUGGGAACAGGGAGCGAAGGGACGCUGUGAGACAUACAUGGGGACGGGUGGCGAGAAGAGGGUCGUGGCCUGGAGUCUCGAUGCAGGGCAGAGUACGGCUUAUAUUUUUAUUCGGCGAAACCAAUAAUCCAACACAGGAAGCAAGGCUGAAGGAAGAGGCUGAAGAACAGAAUGAUAUCGUUCAAGCUGGAUAUAUCGAAUCCUAUCAAAAUUUAACAUAUAAAACUUUAGUGGGAUUCAAAUGGCUUCGAGAGUAUUGCCCACAAACUGAAUACGUCAUGAAGGUUGACGAUGAUGUAUUUGUGCAUCUUCCAAGAGUGUUUGCAAAGCUAAAUUAUGGAGACUGGAGCAAAGGUAUAGCCGGUUCUGUGGUUAGAUCAGCAACAAAAAAAUUCUUUGGUAAAUAUUCUAUUGUUAAUUACCCGUAUCUCAUGUUACCGGAGUAUGCGUCAGGGCCAAUGUAUGUUAUGCCCAAACGAAUAGCUGUAAACAUUUUGAACAUUUCCGAGUAUAUGGUGCUUACUAACAUGGAGGAUGUCCAUGUGACAGGAAUACUUGCCAAGGCCAUCGGGGCGGGUCAUGUUGCCUUCAGCAGGGAGGACUAUGACCCGUACGCAGCACCACAGGUGUGUGAUUUUGUUCUCAGCAAGAAACUAGGUGGACAAAUGGUAGAUCCGCCGCUCGCUCACAGAAUCUGGAAAACAAUACAAAAGAGAACACCAUGUUCCUAAGGAACUGUCACUGCUCCUUAUCUUACCUUCAUGUAAAAUACUUUAAUAUCAUUGGUCAAUGACGCUUUAACAAGUUUCCGUGUCACCCCUCCAUGGAGGAUGACAACUGGAAAAAAUAUUACCCGCUGCCAAAGUAACCGCCACAAUCUACGCCGAAAAGCUGUAUCGCUGACAAUCGUAUGAAGUCAUGAUAUAUGACGCAUGCAGUGCAAUGAGUUCGAAAACCGUUCAAUUAGCUGUUUUGAGUUCAAUAUGUACAGAUUUAUUUUACUGGCUUUCACUGCUUUAUUUAUACUGUUUUAUACAUUGCAUCGUUUGCACACUCCACUUAAACAUUAUUAACCAUUUUAUAGCAGUUUCAAGCUUGUUAGAUUAUGUUUCACUGAUGUAAAAAAUCCAGUCGAGAGGCAGACGCCAUUUUGUUUACAUGUUAUAUAGUCGGUUGCGAGCUUAUCGAUCUUCAAAAUAAAAUA
Molecule: messenger RNA, 1480 nt
Organism: Haliotis rubra (blacklip abalone)
Lineage: Eukaryota; Metazoa; Mollusca; Gastropoda; Lepetellida; Haliotidae
Product: beta-1,3-galactosyltransferase 5-like
Exons: 2
Coding region: 9-1007 (332 amino acids)
Cellular component (GO): membrane
Molecular function (GO): hexosyltransferase activity
Source: RefSeq, a predicted model, not a curated record